AUGACGCUUGAAGAUUUCUUUACCCUAACUGAGAUGAAAGAUGGGCUGACAGUCCCUUCUCGAGUACGUGAGCUGAUUGCUGUAAUGCAGAAGGAGAAAGAUUUUGUCAUUAAGAACAUUGGUGAUGCAACUAGGCAGUGGACGGCAGUUGGCAGCACAAUUGCUGCUACAGAGAAUAGGGAUUGUCUUGAUCUUUUUAUUCAACUAGAUGGACUCAGGUUUGUUGAUAGAUGGUUAAAGGAGGCCCAGAAUCAAAAUCGCAGUACAAGUGUUGGGUUUAUAGUAGAAUCAAUAACUGCACUGCUAAGGGCAAUAGAGAAGCUGCAAAUAGACAAAGCCCAGUCUCUUUCUUCAGGGGUCUGGGCGACUAUCAAUAGUCUUCUUGACCACCCUAGCUCAUGCGUUCAAGAUAGAGCAAGAGCACUUUUUGAUUCUUGGAAGCAGGAUAAGGAUAGUCGUGAAACUAAGCAUGAUAGCCAGAAUUCUUGGGGAUUAGAUGCAGCCAUUGUUAUUCAUACUGAUGGCAACGUCACUAAGAAAGAUAUUCCUGUUGAAGGAAGUGAUGAUACCAAAAGAUGUGCAGCAGAGCCUUCCAGUGAUGAAGCUACACAAUCAAGAAGUUUGAAGUACUCUGAAGUUGAUAGGGAUCAUCAAAAUCAGGGAAUGGCUUGUAGCAAGCCUGUAGUAACAGAUGCAGCAGUUUCAGAUCAUGGAAACCAGGGUGACAUAUCCGUGACUGAUUCUUUUAUAUCAAAUUGCAAUCAAGAUGGCACUUCCUUCAAAGAGAAGACCUCUGUGGGCAAUUUAGAAGGAGCUGCUUCCACCGAGACUCGUACCUCUUUAGUUCAAAGUGGACUAGGUACCCACCCUGAGUCAGAGUCCCUAAAUAAUCCUAGCAACUUAUGUGAUGCAUCCUCAAUUGCUUCAGCCUCUACUAAGUUGGAAUCUGUAAUGAACUCGACAACUGAUGAUGCGAACAUCCAAGAGAUGAAUACAGAUCCCAGUUUGCAACAAAAGUUUGAGGAGGCUGCUGAGGGCAGUAAGUCUCAUAGUGCUUCUGCGUCUGAUGAUGAUAGAACAGCUGUACCAGCCCUGAAAGGUGUGGCAGAUGGUGGACAUACUACCAAUGACAUUGAUCCACUGACUAAUACAGUGAUUUCUGAAGAUGAUCAAAAUGGAUCAAGGAAAUCUGCAGUCUUGAGGACUACAUCAAAUGUGGAAGAAGACAUUGGGCCUGAUGAGGAUGAAAAUGAGCAGAGUAGUGAUGAUGAUGAGGAACUAGGAGAUGACUAUGAUUUCUCUACUAGAUCAGCGUUGGAUACCCAGAGUUCUUUUUCAACCAAUAGAAGAAAGUCCAAUAUUGAUGUCGAGUAUGGGAUAGUUGAUGCGUUAGAAGUUGCACGACUAGUUGCUCAGGAAGUUGAGAGGGAAGUGGUUGACGAUAGAGAACCAUCAGGCACUUCUUCUUCAGAAAAGAUAAGGGGAAGUCCUCAUAAUGAGCAGCCUGGUAGCCCAGAUUCAGUAAGUGGGAAAGAAGACCGAGCUGAAGCUGAAGACCUGCCAUCUUCACAGAAAGCAUCUCCUGAUUCUAAAGAGAUAAAUAAAGUAGAGAAUGACAUAAAUGAGAAGAUGGAGUCAUCUCAGGUGACUGAAGCAGCUCGAGAGCCAAAAGUUGUGGAGAAAGGAUUCUGUGGGUUCGAUCUUAAUGAAGAAUUCUCUUCAGAUGAUGCAGCAAAUCAUCCUGCAGACCUGGUCUCUGCUCCGAUCUCUAUUGUUUCUAUAUCAAGGCCAGCAGCAGCAGCAGCAGCUUCAGCUUCACCUGCUGCCCCAUUGCACUUUGAAGGAUCACUUGGAUGGAAGGGAUCUGCUGCCACCAGUGCUUUUCGUCCAGCCUCACCUCGGAAGGUUGAUAACAACAUUGAAACUGGAGCAGCAAGCAGUAGUAAUUCAAAACAGAGGCAGGGGUGGCUCGACAUUGAUCUCAAUAUCAGUGAGAGUGCAGAUGAGAAUGCAGUGGACUUGAUGCUGGGGGGAAGGCAAAUUUCAACAUCUUUGUCAUUCCAACGUGGGGAAGAGUCUUCUUUUAACAUUUUGGACCCGGGUAAAUCAGAAAGGCCAACCCUUGAUUUAAACUGCUUGAGCGAUGAUGGCGAGACGAAUCCUCAGUUGAAUGCAAGGAAGGAGGAAGAGCUGUUUUUUCUCCGGAAUGGCCAUCACCGCAGUCCAUCUCCUGCUUCUUCAUCUUCAUUGCGGCCUUCAUCCAGGAACUUUGAUUUGAAUGAUAGGCCUCUUUUCCAAAAUUAUUCUCUUGAUCCGGGAUUAUACAACGGCAAGUCUUCUCAUGGUUUGAGUAUUAAUAAUGGAGUAUCCAGACAAGGUGGAGAUCCGGUUAUCUCUAUCAUGGGAGCUAAAGUGGAAGUAGGUGGUCGAGCAGAAGUUGGCAGAAGGGAUUUCAUUUUCCCUCAGACGCCAUCCAUGUCCAUGCCAAACGGGAAGACAUUGGUGGAGCCUGCAAUGGAUACAUCCAGCAUUGCGAGAUUAGGAUUUAUGGGUAUGGUACCAACAGGAGCAGGAUCAUCGUAUGCAUCUUCUCCUCCCGUCUUUGGUUACGGUCCCAUGUCUCUCUCUCCGGCAGCAACGUAUGGACCACCAGGAGGUACAUUCCCGUACCUGGUGGAUUCAAGAGGGGCCCCCGUGGUACCACAUAUUAUGGGAUCUGGAUCAGCUGUUCUUCCUCCUCCAUAUUCUCAGCAGCCGUUCCUCAUGAACAUGGCUGGCGGUGGACCCCUCAGUUUAAAUGGUGCUGGACCAUCGUCCCGAGCAAGCCUCGAUCUCAACUUGGGGUUUCCAACUGACGGAGGGAGCAGCAGCAGUGGUGGGUUGAGGCAGUUUCUCGCGACUGGUGGUCCAACCAGCAGCAGGUCUUUUGAGGAGCAUUUGAGGUCCAACCCACAGCCUUCUUCCUCAAGUUCUGGAAUGGCCAUGGGCAAACGCAAGGAACCAGAUGGUGGUUGGGAACCCUACUCCCUGCACUAUAAACAUCCUCAACCUCCGUGGAGAUAA
Molecule: messenger RNA, 3063 nt
Organism: Linum tenue
Lineage: Eukaryota; Viridiplantae; Streptophyta; Magnoliopsida; Malpighiales; Linaceae
Source: the annotation of a GenBank genome assembly